CCAUUAGGCGUUGCCACACGCACACACGCUUCCCCCACCACCACGCUUCUGCCGUCACACUCGCGACUCGCCUCGUAUCGUCUCCACGGGCGGCAUGGCCACCGCCGGCGAGCUCGCCCUACCCGCGGGCGCGAAGGGAAGGCUUGUGCGCCCGCGCUUCGCUCGAGGUCCUACCAUCCCCGCCUCCGGGUCCCUCCGCCGCAAUGCGUCCUCCACCGCGCCCCUCCUCCGCCUCCCUCCCCCCUCUCGCUACGCCGCGACGCGGUCCUCGCUGGCUGUCGUGCGCGUCGGCCGUCGUCACUCCUUAUUCGGGCUCGGGAGCAGCGGCGCGGAGGCCGGGGCUGACCAAAUGCGCGGAGGCCUGGUCUUACCAAAUGCGACUGGGAAUACUACCGCUCCUGGUGAUGGCACGCCUACACUGGAUGACGACGAAAUGGCCUGGGUGCUCAAAAUAAUGCCAUUGCUCUUAAAGAUUCACCAAAAGCAGAUGUUGAGGCGCCAUUGGGCCAGGGAGCUGAUGAACAUGGUGGUUAAACUAUUGGUGCUGAGUUUCUGUCUAUGGAUAGGCCACCUGGCCGUCAAGGGUGACGAGAACGCUCUCCUACUUGUGGCGAUCUGUGACAAGGGCGAUAAGCUUUACAAGAUAGCCUCGGCAAUUAAGACAAUUGUGUUCGGUUAAACAGCUGUUGCUCAGGAACAAGUUUCGUUGUUGCACUGUUGCUAGUUGACUGAGGUCAUUGGUUCGUUCUUUCUGAGUCGAAGCAUGUAGGGAGGUGUACAGGAUGGUGAUCAGCUUUGGUUCUGGUUUUGGUUCUUCGGCAACUUUUGAUGCGAGUCUCGUGAAUCGCCGCUACAGUUAGGCAUACAUACUUCUUUCGGAUGAGACGCUGCCGAGUUUGCCAAUUAAUAUCUCUAGUGUCACAGUUCUACCUAUACGCCAACAGAAUGAAGUGUAAUAUCUCUCGUGUUACAGUACCAUACGCCAACAGAACGAUGUUCCAUUCACCAACCAUCGCUUGACUGUGGGGCUGUGGGCUACGUAUAACCUUGACUGCAAAAGCAUAUU
Molecule: messenger RNA, 1066 nt
Organism: Triticum aestivum (bread wheat)
Lineage: Eukaryota; Viridiplantae; Streptophyta; Magnoliopsida; Poales; Poaceae
Exons: 4
Coding region: 95-679 (194 amino acids)
Source: RefSeq, a predicted model, not a curated record